AUGAACACGAGAAAGGGAGGCACUGAUAUAUUCAGAGACACACCUGUCCGCUAUUUAGGCUAUGCGAAUGAAAUUGGAGAAGCUUUUCGAGCUCAAAUUCCAAUAAAUGCUGUGAGAUUGAGCUAUGGUGUUGCUAGUGGAUAUGUAGUCGCUGAUGCCAUUCAUAAAGGCAAGGAGGCUUCAGAGAAAACUUGGGAGAAUGAGGGACAGAAAUCAUCACAGGUACGAUGGGCAGUCCUUGAUACAUUACUGUGGCAGGGGCUUGCCUCUGUAAUCAUACCAGGGUUCACUAUCAACCGAUUGUGUGCUUUAAGUACAUACACUUUCACAAAGAACUCCAAGUUUCCAAUUUCAACCAGGAAAUGGAUUACAACAGUAAUUGGAUUGGCUUGUAUACCAUUUAUCAUCAAGCCGAUAGAUAAAUCCGUGGACGCUCUGAUGGAAAACACUUUCAGGAAGUGGUACCAUAUAGGACCAGUGAUGGAAACUGUUGUUCACCAUGAUAGAAAUGAUUAG
This is a messenger RNA of Ylistrum balloti, 516 nucleotides long. Its product is annotated as mitochondrial fission process protein 1-like. Bases 1 to 516 code for a protein of 171 amino acids. The transcript is spliced from 3 exons. Gene Ontology annotation, biological process: mitochondrial fission. The record is from RefSeq and is a predicted model, not a curated record. Gene Ontology annotation, cellular component: mitochondrion. NCBI's taxonomy places the organism in Eukaryota, Metazoa, Mollusca, Bivalvia, Pectinida, Pectinidae.